Mercenaria mercenaria is the source of this 939-nucleotide messenger RNA. RefSeq names its product alpha-(1,6)-fucosyltransferase-like. The transcript has 5 exons. The record is from RefSeq and is a predicted model, not a curated record. Gene Ontology annotation, biological process: protein N-linked glycosylation. Gene Ontology annotation, molecular function: alpha-(1->6)-fucosyltransferase activity. NCBI's taxonomy places the organism in Eukaryota, Metazoa, Mollusca, Bivalvia, Venerida, Veneridae. The coding region runs from base 1 to 939 and encodes 312 amino acids.
AUGCAGCAGACAGACCAGCCUGGAGAAGAAUGUCAGCUUCUUCUGCGACAGACUCCCCCCUACGAUGAAGACUUCGUCAAGGGACGAGUACAGAGUAAGAAUUUAAACAAUAUAGCACACAUCAAAGUUAUUGAAUUACCAUUGAUGCAGCACUUGUCAUAUCGGCCUACGUACCUCCCGUUGGCAAUACCAGAGGACCUUGCAAUAAAUUUAAUCCGUGUACACAGAAACCCGUCAGUGUGGUGGGUCGGACAGUUCGUUACAUAUCUUACAAGACCAAAUCAAAAAUUGCAAAAAUACUUCCAACAACGUCAAGAAAAAUUAGUAUUCCAGCGACCAGUUGUUGGAAUACAUGUUAGAAGAACAGACAAAGUUACUGAAGCUGAUUAUCUUCGUCUGAAGGACUAUAUGGAACAUGUCGAUAAAUGGUUCAACAUGCACUUGAAGAAUCUUUUCCAGUCACGAUAUAUAUAUCUCGCUACAGAUGAUCCAGACGUUCUGAAAGAAGCCGAAAAUAAAUACGCAAAUUACACAUUUCUAUAUGACGUAGAAGCGUCCACAAUUGCAAAACGUACAAGAUACACGGAAGCAUCUCUAAAAGGGAUUUUGUUUGAUGUUCAUAUGUUGUCUUUAUGCGACUUUGUGAUCUGUACAAUGUCGUCCAAUGUUUGUAGACUCGUCUACGAACUUAUGCAGUUACGAGAUGGGGAGGCGUCUAGCCGUAUUUUAUCCUUAGAUAUCGACUACUAUUUUAAUCGAAAAGGUUAUGUGAAAAUGAAAAGGUUUGUGCAAAGCUUUAAACAGACUGGUACAUCUACGAUCAACAUGGAAGGAUUCGCUCUCGUAAAUGACAAGAGAUCUAAUCCGUCAAUGCCAAUAUUUACAACUGAUAAUAAGAGCAUGCGAGUUGCAAUGCCGGUGUAUUCCGAAAGAAAAUAA